AUGUGCUGGCGAACACCGCCAGAAUCAGCACCGCACAAAAGCUCGCAAGCUGCGUGCGCAUUCAACUCGCUUCCGAACUUCGGAAGGAGCCCUUGCGUCAGCUGCUUUCGCGACAACGGCGCAGCCUUCCACGGUGUUCUAGACGAGAGCCCGAAACCGCAUCCCGACCGGAUGGCCGCCGCCUCUCCUCCGCUCCGCGAGUUCACCUUCGCGGAGCUACACGCGGCGACGGAGGGGUUUUCGGACUUACUGGGGGAAGGCGGGUUCGGGAAGGUGUACCGCGGGCGGAUGGUGCUGCCUGUCGGCGGAAGCAGCGUCAGUGAUGGCGGAAACAGCGUUGAUGUCGCUGGUUACGUUGGUGAAUUAGAGACGGAGGUGGCGGUGAAAGUGAUGAAAGGAAUUCCUGCGGAGUAUGAAAGAUUCAGCGCUGAGAUGGUAGCCAGUUCAUCAAUAAAUCAUCCCAACGUGUUGAGGUUGGAAGACGUGGCGCUCAACCCGGAAAAGAGGCCGCUUUUCGUGUAUGAGCUGGCCUAUUUAGGCGACCUCGAGACUUAUCUCACACGAGUCCGCAGAAACGAAGACUGGUUUCCGUGGAAGGAUCGAGUGAAGGUUGCGCUGGGGUGUGCCAAGGCUCUGGCUGUCAUUCACGAAAAGAUGCUCAUUCACGGCGAUUUUAAGCCUUCAAGGGUGCUUCUGCGGCAGGAUCUCACUCCGGUGGUGGCCGGCGUUGGUGUGAAUCGUGCCGUCGAGGAAUGGGAUAUACGCGUGCCAUCAGCAGAGAUCAGCACACCGGGCUACAUUGAUCCCAACUAUGUUCAUACAGGCAAAAUACGCCAGGCAACUGACAUAUAUUCGUUCGGUGUGUUCCUUUUAGAGCUGAUAUUCGGCUAUGACCCAUUGGACAAAAGGUUUGAAGAGCUGAAAAAGGUGGUCAGCCGCGAGGAUUUUAACGACCCUUCGUUGGUUACCGACCCGGCCAUUGAGGGGGAGUGGAAUAAGGUGCAUGUUCUUAAAAUGAUUCUUCUGGCUCGCUUUGCCACUUUCCCCGACCUAGUGAGACGACCUAAAAUGGGGGAUAUCGUUGCAAAACUUAAGGGUAUGAGUGUAAUCUCCGGUCACCGGUAG
Closterium sp. Yama58-4 is the source of this 1125-nucleotide messenger RNA. The record is from the annotation of a GenBank genome assembly. NCBI's taxonomy places the organism in Eukaryota, Viridiplantae, Streptophyta, Zygnematophyceae, Desmidiales, Closteriaceae.